Molecule: messenger RNA, 483 nt
Organism: Babesia microti strain RI
Lineage: Eukaryota; Apicomplexa; Aconoidasida; Piroplasmida; Babesiidae
Product: conserved Plasmodium protein, unknown function
Exons: 3
Coding region: 1-483 (160 amino acids)
Source: RefSeq, a predicted model, not a curated record
AUGAACUCCACUUUCGAGUCCCCUGGAUAUGUACCGGUAAAAUUGAAAGACCGGUACGGUUGGAAAGGUCAAAAGAGAGGCCAGCGCAUUAGGAUUGUCAAGGGAACGGGCAACAAGGGAAAUAGAAGGAAUUACACACUUGGAUAUGCCACUAAUCCCAGAGCUCGCGCCAACUUUGUCAUUGGAAGAAAGGGAUUUAACGCUUCCAGGAGGAAACCUAUAAACUCUGGCUUUCACAAGUUUAACAAUCGGGGUCCACAACAUAAGAAUGGCACACGAGGUAGAAUUAUAUUGAGGCGCACGGGAAAUAACCGCUCUAAUCGGAGACAAGGCUGGAGUAGGAGACAAAAUGUAAAUGGGAAGCAGAAGAAAUUGACAAAGGAAGGAUUGGACAUGGAUCUAGACAGGUACAUGGGAAAUGAUGAUACAAUUAAAUUCAAACUUGACAGAGAGCUCGAUGAUUACUUUAACAAGGAAAGCUAG